Molecule: messenger RNA, 270 nt
Organism: Pestalotiopsis fici W106-1
Lineage: Eukaryota; Fungi; Ascomycota; Sordariomycetes; Amphisphaeriales; Sporocadaceae
Exons: 1
Coding region: 1-270 (89 amino acids)
Source: RefSeq, a predicted model, not a curated record
AUGUUCCACGGCCAGGACAGCAAAACGACCCUCGCCGCCUUCCAAUCUGCACGGAAAAGGCCCGUGACAGUGGCGUUCCCCGAACAACUCAAGAUGCUGUUCAAUCGGGUGACGGCGGCCCAUCGAGGCGGCCGCGAGCCCAGCAGCAGGGCGGAUCCUCGGCCUGGCAGUCCACUCCCGCCGCAACAUCACCGCGGCCGGAUGGCCAGAAGACCCUUUCGUGCCGUGCUGGGCAGCAUCGAGGAGGAGCUAGAGACUGCAUUGUUAUAG